This is a messenger RNA of Pteropus alecto (black flying fox), 2171 nucleotides long. RefSeq names its product myelin protein zero like 1 (gene MPZL1). Lineage: Eukaryota; Metazoa; Chordata; Mammalia; Chiroptera; Pteropodidae. Gene Ontology annotation, cellular component: membrane; focal adhesion; cell surface. The record is from RefSeq and is a predicted model, not a curated record. The annotation marks the transcript as partial. The transcript has 6 exons.
CGUUCACGCCGGAUCCUGCUCUUAAGCUCUUUGUUCCUCUCUGCAGUGACUACUGGCAUAUCGGCCUUGGAGGUGUACACACCGAAAGAAAUCUUCGUGGCAAAUGGGACACAAGGGACGCUGACAUGCAAGUUCAAGUCCCCUAACACCACCGGCAUGCUGACCUCGGUCUCCUGGAGCUUCCAGCCGGAGGGGACGGACACCAUGGUGUCGUUUUUCCACUACUCUCAAGGGCAAGUGUAUGCCGGAAAUUACCCGCCAUUUAAGGACAGAAUCAGCUGGGCUGGAGACCUAGACAAGAAAGACGUAUCGAUCCACAUAGAAAAUAUGCAGUUUAUACACAAUGGCACCUACAUCUGUGACGUCAAGAACCCUCCUGACAUCGUCGCCCAGCCAGGACACAUCCGGCUCUACGUCGUGCAGAGAGAGAUUUUGCCCGUGUUUCCGGUUUGGGUGGUGGUGGGUAUAGUGACGGCUGUGGUCGUAGGUCUCAUGCUCCUCAUCGGCAUUAUCCUGGCUGUCCUCUACAGGAGGAAGAACUCUAAACGGGACUACACCGGGAGAAGUUUGCCUUUGAUGAUCACAGAAGUGAGGGUGGAUGGCCGGGGGAAAAGACAGAGCACCACGUGCUGUAGCACUUCAGAGAGUGUGUCACCGGUUAAGCAGGCCCCACAGAAGUCCCCCUCCGACACAGAGGGUCUGGUAAAGAGCCUGCCUUCCGGAUCUCACCAGGGCCCGGUCAUCUACGCGCAGCUAGACCACUCCGGAGGUCAGCACAGCGGCAAGAUUAACAAGGCAGAGUCCGUGGUGUAUGCAGAUAUCCGGAAAAACUAAGAGGAGACCUGGAUCCCGCCCCGAGCAGGAAACAGAAUCAAAGCGGACCCUCAUGCACGACGUCGCCCACAGCCAGUGUGGCCUUGGGACUCUGGGCAUGGACAAGCACACGUUUAUUCAUGGACGGGGGAGAAGACAUGUAUAAAGGAUGCGUAAAAAUGUUCUAUUUAAUCUUCCGAUGCGAGGAGCCAGUGCCGCGUGCUGAAAGGCGGUGUGAUCCUCUGUGUAUAAAGUCGUCUUGCUGGGCGGGGCGAGGCGAGGGAGGGGUUGUGCAGCCGGUAGGGACAGGUGCCCGGGGGCCUUCACCUCAGGUGAAGAUGCUGUGGUGACUUCUGUGGCAUCUGAAUCUUGAGCGCUGUCACAGCACCGAACUGUGUUUUACUGCGCAUUGUCGCAUUGUCGUUUUCCAGCGAUUUGUUAAUUUUGUAAAUUGCUGUAGAUUGACGCAGAGCUCCUGGCUUGUGUAACAUUAUGCAUUCUUGAGCCGGAGAGAAAGAGUUGAGCUGGCCGGGGGCCGCCUGUGGGCGUGGCUGUCCCCGAGAGCCACGUCCAUCAUGGGGAUUUGGCAAGAAGAGCCCAGAUGCCUCUCCACAAGGGCUGCGGUCGUAGGCUCCGCGGGUUCUCGCGGCCCAAGGCUUCCUCCCAAGUUAGAGCUAAGUACCGGGGAGUUUCCUCCUGCUCCUGGGACUCUGGUUUCCAAACUGCCCAAGAGGCAUGCCGACCAAGCCGCUGUCCCCGCGGGGCUGCGGCCCCGAGCCCCGCCCCGGGUGAGCGGGCGCCGCCAAGCUCUCCGCGGAAGCCUCCACGCUCGCCCACCGCCUAGAGCCCAGGGUCCCGUCGCUCUCCAGGCGACACCGGUGCUAACGCAGUCGAAACUCCGAGGACUUGGCCCCACGCCCCCAGGAAGGCGGCGUGCAGCAUCGGACCAGCUCCUUUUAUGGCGGGAUUCCCCCCACACACACACACACGCUUUUUCCUGUGUACUUAAGAUUUGUUGUUACAAAGAAUUUUAAAGAUGCAAAAAAGAAGCAAGACCAGUAAAAUCAGCCUCCACAUAUCCAUCCUCAGUUAAUUCAUAUAUCUUUUUUUCUUUUUCUUUUCUGAAUUUUUAAAAUAAAUUUUAAAUUCCAAGAUCACAUCACUUCAUCCCCUACAUUCUCAAGUGUGCAUCUUUAAAAAAUAAUGGGUUAUUUUCUUACAUAGCCAUGACGUCUCGUUCCAUUUGACAGAAACGUUUUUUAAAAUACACAAUGUCUUGAUCCCUUCCAAUACCCAGUUCAUACUCAAGUUUCCCCUUGUCUCAAAAAUGGCAUUUAUAAAUGGUUUCUUCAAAUCAA